Mercenaria mercenaria is the source of this 1100-nucleotide messenger RNA. RefSeq lists its product as uncharacterized. NCBI's taxonomy places the organism in Eukaryota, Metazoa, Mollusca, Bivalvia, Venerida, Veneridae. The record is from RefSeq and is a predicted model, not a curated record. The annotation marks the transcript as partial. The transcript has 4 exons.
AGUAAUCUGAAUAAUUGGAGUGUUCAAAGUGAAGGAGAAAAAUGUUUAUUUCACAGCUAAAAUUAUUCUACUGAAUAUUAAAUUCAUGUAUUUGUACAUGUUUGUAGAAAAUCAUACUUAUUUAAUUCAUAUGUCUUAAGGAGAAGUGUUCAUAUUACAGAAUGUUAACACGAGGAAAAUUUUUAAAUGUAGUGAUUAUAUAAAGACAUUGAUAAAGACAUUUAUUAAACAACUCGACAAUGGAUCGGAACUUUUAAAAGCAUAGUCAAUGGGAAUAGAAAAACAUAACUUAGAUCUGAACCAACAGUCGAAUUACGAGAUAAAAAAGAUAAGGAUUGUGAACAUGGCUACAGCUGCACCAACCGACAACCGAGUUUAUCUUUAUCGCUUACUAACACUUAACAUAGAUUACGGCACUGCAAUCGUUAGGAACUUAAUUGACAAUAAAUGCUCAAAUACUCCACUAACAGCCAUUCUUGCUCAAGAGAGAAGAGCUAUAACCAACUUAAGAGCAAAUAGAAUUGUAACGAAGGUCCAGUUUGAUUUGUUGUAUCCACAAAGUGGCAUCCCUCCUACAACGUUGGACUUCGAUCUUACUCUUGCUAUAUGCCUGCUUCGGAGCCUGAAAUAUUUUGGUUUAAACCCUAAGUUUACCUGGAAUGUUACCCCUCAACCAGGAGAUACUUCACUUGAAGCAGAUUUAUGUCGCUUGCGAAUGUACCGCAAUGAAUUGGCGCAUAUAUCCUCCACAGCAGGAAUUCAAGAGACUGACUUUAUAGCUAAAUGGGCUGAUAUCGAAGGGGUUCUGCACAGACUGAACAGCUCAGUACAAAGUCCUGUUCAGAAUUUACAACAAAUUAUUGAUGAUUGCAAAACCGGUCCUCUUGAUCCAGAAGCAGAAAAAGAAAUCGAAAACCAAAUAGAGAAGAUGCAAAAAAUGGAGGAAAAAUUAGAAGCUGAAGUGCAAAAUAUAAAGAAAGGUGUUGUUGACGUAACGAAAGAUGUCCACAUUGUAUCGAAAGAUGUUCACAAACUGAAUGAAGAUGUUAAAUCAACUAACAAAAGAAUGGAUGAGCUGGAAAAACAAAAGGAAUCAGAAG